This is a messenger RNA of Colletotrichum karsti, 1095 nucleotides long. RefSeq lists its product as uncharacterized. The transcript is spliced from 4 exons. Gene Ontology annotation, molecular function: NADP binding; NAD binding; oxidoreductase activity, acting on the CH-OH group of donors, NAD or NADP as acceptor. The record is from RefSeq and is a predicted model, not a curated record. Lineage: Eukaryota; Fungi; Ascomycota; Sordariomycetes; Glomerellales; Glomerellaceae. Bases 1 to 1095 code for a protein of 364 amino acids.
AUGCAAAGCCACUUGCUACGUUCUGUAACAUUCCGACUUUGCCGAAUCAUCUCUGCGUACCCAGAUAUCCUCGCUCGGGAAUCUUUUGCUCCUCUUUUCCGAUAUCAGCUGAAGCCAAAGGAUAAGUCGCUGCCAAGAAAAAUGGCUACCGCGGAGAGUUUUGGUUGGUAUGGUCUGGGGUCCAUGGGCAUCGGCAUGGCAUUGAACCUCCAGGGUCACCUCGCAGCCAAUGGUCUGCCACCUCUUCGGUACAGCAACCGAACGCUCUCCCGAGGCGACGCCCUACGAGAGGUCGGCGGAUUGCCAGAAAGAGACUUUGAGACGCUGGUGCUCAAGUCCACAAUCAUUUUCACAAUGAUUUCCAACGAUGAUGUUCUGGAAAGCCUAAUCUCCAAAGCUUUGAACAGCUGGAGCGGUGCUUUGCUAGAGGGCAAGAUCUUCAUGGACGCUUCAACUGUUCAUCCCGAUACCAGCGCGAGAUGUUCCGAACGGCUGGCUAAAGCAGGUGCAAUGUUCAUAUCCUCGCCCGUCUUUGGCGCCAGUCCAAUGGCAGCUGCCGGCAAGCUUAUCUUCGCUAUGGCUGGACCCUCAACCGCCGUGGAGAGGGUACGACCAUACAUUAUUGAUGUCAUGGGUCGAAGUAUCAUCGACAUGGGCGAAGAUGUGCGCAAGUCAAGCCUGCUCAAGAUAUCUGGAAACAUCUUCGUCAUUGGUUUCCAGGAACUGACUGCAGAGGCACAAGUAUUUGCGGAGAAAACGGGACUGGGGACCCGCCAGAUGGAACAGUUCAUCAGCGAUAUGUACGGCCCGGUCAUCGAGAGCUACUCGAAGCGAAUGACGACAGGCGCUUACGCACCGCCUUUGGGAACCGCCCCGGGAUUUUCUGUGACCUUGGCUACUAAAGACGCCGGGCACGCGAUCAAGAUAGCUAAGGAGAACGGGACACGAAUUCCAACCAUCGAGACGGCCUUGUCUCGUAUGGAGGCUGCUCAAAAGUAUGCUGGAGAUUCUCUUGACAGCUCUUCAGUCUACGGGGCCGCUCGGCUCGAGGCUGGACUGCCGUUCUGGAACGAAAAUAGCAGACAGUCAAAUUGA